Molecule: messenger RNA, 1414 nt
Organism: Marasmius oreades (fairy-ring Marasmius)
Lineage: Eukaryota; Fungi; Basidiomycota; Agaricomycetes; Agaricales; Marasmiaceae
Exons: 6
Coding region: 48-1109 (353 amino acids)
Biological process (GO): translational initiation; formation of cytoplasmic translation initiation complex; formation of translation preinitiation complex
Cellular component (GO): eukaryotic translation initiation factor 2 complex
Molecular function (GO): mRNA binding; translation initiation factor activity; translation initiation factor binding
Source: RefSeq, a predicted model, not a curated record
UCCGAUUUGACCGAUUUGACUCACAAUUACACUCACCUUCGCACAUCAUGUCAGAAGAACCUCUAUUCGAUCCUUCCCUCAAAAAAAGGAAAAAGAAAGCCGUAGCCUUCACUGAAGACCCUCUAGGUCCCGAUGCAGAUCCCACAACCCCUGCGCCAGAAAGCAUCGAUAACACAACGACGACUGGAGAGGAAGUUGAUCUUGGACCUACGACUGCUCACGAGCAAAUGAAGGAGAAGGAAGAGGGUGAGGAAGAUUUCAAGGCCAUGUUUGGGGACUUGAAGAAGAAGAAAAAGAAGAAGGAUAUUCCGAUGGACUUGGGUGACGGCGACUCUGGUACAGCGACGCCAACUACAGCAGCUCCAGCUCCAGCUGCAACUGAAGAUCUCGAUUUUUCUGAUCUCAAGAAAAAGAAGAAAUCGUCCAAGAAGAAAGCCAAUUUGGAGGCGUUCGAGAAAGAGCUAAACGAAUCUAAAACCAAAAACGAGGAUGAAGAUGAAGACGAUGAACAUCAACCCAAGCCCAUCCUUGAUGAUGACGGUGACUUGGGUGAAGAUCCGUUCGCUCAACCCGAUGCACCUACGGGCAUGGAAUCCGGGAAUGAAGCAUGGUUAGGGAGCGACAGAGAUUAUUUAUAUCCUGAGCUGCUUACGAGGUUCUAUACACAUCUUCACGCUGCCAAUCCUGCUCUUCUGUCGAGCACUUCAGGGAAACGAUACACGAUUGCGCCUCCUUCCAUUCACCGUGAAGGAACGAAAAAGACGAUCUUUGCGAAUAUUUCGGAUAUUUGCAAGAGGAUGCAUCGUCAGCCCGAGCACGUUAUACAAUUCCUCUUUUCGGAAAUGGGUACGAAUGGAAGUGUAGAUGGGGAAGGGAGACUGGUCAUCAAGGGAAGGUUCCAACAGAAACAGGUGGAGAACGUUUUGAGGAGGUAUAUUGUGGAGUACGUUACAUGCAAGACGUGCAAAUCUCCCGACACGCUGUUGACGAAGGAGAACCGAAUUUUCUUCAUGUCGUGCGAGAGCUGUGGAAGUAGACGUAGUGUCAAUGCUAUCAAGAGUGGGUUCCAGGCCCAGGUUGGGAAGAGAAGUAAAAACAGGCCUGCGUAGGGUUUUCACCUUAGCCGGGUUGUUUGCGUACUGUGCAGGCAAUUUUUACUCCUCUGUGGGGUGUUUAUCCUUCUGGCGGUGCUGGGCCUUUGUGGUUAUCCAUGCCGUCAGCGUAGUGUUGUUCCCUUAACGCCAUUUUCGUGUAGUGUAGCAAACUUGCGCAGUGGCCUAUAUAUGGAGUUAAUUAACGCCUUUCACCGUAGGAACUUUUGGCUGUACAGAAGGUAUUAAUGGUAAUCGGAAGCAGCGAGAUCGAGAGCACGAAAGGGUUCGCCAAGUAAGCAAGAUGAAGUCGUCAGUGGUUC